Bacillus rossius redtenbacheri is the source of this 5196-nucleotide messenger RNA. Its product is annotated as rho-associated protein kinase 2. The transcript is spliced from 29 exons. Gene Ontology annotation, biological process: mitotic cytokinesis; Rho protein signal transduction; cortical actin cytoskeleton organization. Gene Ontology annotation, molecular function: Rho-dependent protein serine/threonine kinase activity; small GTPase binding; ATP binding. The record is from RefSeq and is a predicted model, not a curated record. NCBI's taxonomy places the organism in Eukaryota, Metazoa, Arthropoda, Insecta, Phasmatodea, Bacillidae. The coding region runs from base 478 to 4599 and encodes 1373 amino acids. Gene Ontology annotation, cellular component: cytoskeleton; cytoplasm.
AUAGGAUCCAUGUUGAAAAUGUGAAGCGGGGUUAAUAUAUUUGUUAAUAUUUAUAAUGUAUAAUAAUUUUAGGCUGGUUUUCACUAAUUUAAAGGUUCAUUCCAUGUCAGAAAUGUAGUAGAAUAUUUGUAAUGUGAGACUCACAUUUUUAAAACACCAAACAGUUUUUGUGUAAUCGCUGUAACACACUUAGAAGAUGGAAUGUGAAGAAUAUACAUAACCUGUUUCGUGUGAUGAGCGAUCAGACUUUUUGGACCAAUGAAUGUUUAGCCGGCAUUGUAUUGUGUUGUUACAACGUGUCUAAUACACUCAAUGUGUUCAAGGAAUUCAUCAUAUACUCUACGUCCAGUCGCAGGGAACAUGAUGGCUGUGAAUGGCACUAGCGCUCCACAGACUGAAAAUAUGGCAACUUAGUUGCUGUAAUUCACUGGAAUUUUGUUUGUGAUACUUUACUGCAGUGGAAUACCUCAGGUAGCAAUGGACGCAGUGAAGGAUGAAGAUCGGAAGAGAAGGCUGUGUCAGCUGGAAGAGAGGAUACAGGAUCCACGAAGUAUUUCCAAUGUGGACUGUCUUCUGGAUACCGUACAGGCCUUGGUGGCUGACUGCGAUCAUCCGUCUGUCAAGCGGAUGAAAAAUGUCGAAGCAUACUUGAAUCGAUAUGACAGCGUGGCAGCAUCAAUAUGCAGGCUUCGGAUGAAGAGGGAUGAUUUCUUGGUGAUCAAAGUAAUUGGCAGAGGGGCUUUUGGCGAAGUUCAGCUGGUCAGGCACAAGCACAGUCAGAAGGUGUAUGCGAUGAAGUUGCUCAGCAAGUUCGAGAUGAUCAAGAGGGCGGACUCUGCGUUCUUCUGGGAGGAACGCGACAUCAUGGCCCAUGCGAACUCGGAGUGGAUUGUGCAACUUCAUUUUGCAUUCCAAGAUACAAAGUACCUUUACAUGGUGAUGGACUACAUGCCAGGUGGUGACCUUGUGAACCUUAUGUCGAACUACGAUGUGCCGGAAAAGUGGGCCAAGUUCUACUGCGCUGAGGUAGUGCUAGCCCUUGACGCGAUCCACUCCAUGGGUUUCGUUCACAGGGACGUCAAGCCGGACAACAUGCUGCUAGACAGACAAGGCCAUCUAAAACUGGCAGAUUUCGGAACCUGUAUGAGGAUGGAUGCAGACGGGCUGGUACGGUCAGACACCGCUGUCGGCACUCCCGACUACAUCUCCCCCGAGGUGCUGCAGUCGCAGGGCGGCGAAGGGGUGUACGGCCGGGAGUGCGACUGGUGGAGCGUCGGGGUGUUCCUGUACGAGAUGCUGGUGGGGGACACCCCCUUCUACGCCGACAGUCUCGUGGGCACCUACAGCAAGAUCAUGGACCACAGGAACUCUCUCCUCUUCCCCACGGACAUCGAGAUCAGCCACGACGCCAAGUCCCUCAUCUGCGGCUUCCUCACCGACAGGACACAGAGACUGGGGCGGAGUGGUGUGGAGGAAAUAAAAUCACAUAAUUUUUUCCAGAAUGACCAAUGGACGUUUGACAAUUUGAGAGACUGCGUGCCACCUGUCGUGCCGGAGCUGGCGGGGGACGACGACACCAGCAACUUUGACGACCUCGACAAGGACGAAACGCCUGAGGAGAACUUCUCCACUCCCAAGGCCUUCGCAGGCAACCACCUGCCGUUUGUGGGCUUCACCUACUCCAGAGACUACCAAUUACUUUGCGGUAAGGGCUUAAAACAGCUUCAAGCAAAUGACAUGACGAUGCGGAACCACGCGGAGGAGGGCGGGGCGGCGGCCCGGCAGCACGCGGCGCACCUUGAGGGGGAGCUGGGACGGGCGUGCCGGCUGGUGGAGGCCCUGGAGGCCAAGCAGCGCGCCCACCUGGCGCAGCUGGAUGCCGUGGCACGGCGCGAGGCCCAGCUGCAGGAGGAGGUCGCCGGCCUGGAGAAGACCCUCGCCAUCCUUCGCCACGACCUCAAGGAGGGUCAGAGGAAGGCAGAGAACGAGCUGGAGGCGCGGCGGAAGGCGGAGAUGCAGCUGCAGGACGUGAAGAGGAAGUUGGAGGAGGAGCAGAGCAAGAGGACGCGCGAGAUGAGCAACAGCCAGCAGGUCAAUGACAAGAUCAGCGUGUUGGAGAAGCAGGUGUCGGACAUGCAGGAGAAGCUGAAGGCGGAGGCGGAGGGGGCGUCGCGGCUCCGCAAGCACGUGGCGGAGCUCGCCAUCGCCAAGUCGGCCAGCGAGCAGCUGCAGGAGGAGCUGCAGGGACGGUUGGCGACCCUGCAGUCGCAGCGGGACGCCUUGCAGCAGGACGUGGCAGCCCUGCAGGGCCGGCUGUCGCAGGAGAAGAGCUCGCGCACCCACGCGUCCGACCUGCAGCAGGAGCUCGAAGGGAGGCUGCAGUCGCUGCAGCAGGAGCUGGAGCGGACGCAGGGGCGCGAGGGCAAGCUGACGGAGGACAACCGGGCGCUGCAGGAGAAGGUGUCCGGGCUGGAGAAGGAGUGCGCGUCCCUCGCCCUGGAGCUGAAGGCCGCCGAGAACAUGUACCAGUACGAGGUGCGGGCGCACGAGGAGACGGUGCGCAGCCGGCUGGUCAGCCGCGAGGAGGCCAACCUGGAGGUCGUCAAAGCGCUGCAAGCAAAGCUGAACGAAGAGAAGAGUGCGCGGCAGAAAGCCGACUUGCAGUGCCAAGAGAAAGAGCGGCAGAUGUCCAUGCUCUCGGUCGACUACAGGCAGAUACAGCAGAGGUUGCAGAAGCUGGAGGGAGAACACCGCCAGGAAAAUGAGAAAGUGAGGACGCUGCACAGCCAGGUGGAGCAGGAGCAGCAGAAGAAGUGCGCCCUGCAGGCGGAGCUCGGCGUGCAGUCCUCGGAGGUGGCGCACUUGCGCGCCCGCGAGGCCCAGCUGGGACGUGAGGUGGGCCAGCUCCGCGAGGGGCGGCGAGCGCUCGAGGAGGAGCUGCACAGGGUCAAGACCGCCCGCUCCGUCGACGACCUGCAGAUGAAGGAGCUGCAGGACCAGCUCGAGGCGGAGCAGUACUUCUCGACGCUGUACAAGACGCAAGCCCAGGAGCUGAAGGAGGAGCUGGAGGAGCGGCAGCGGGCGUCCCAGGAGCUGGAAGAGGAGCGUGGCUCGCUGCGGCACCAGCUGCAGAUAGCUCUGGCGCGCGCCGACAGCGAGGCCCUGGCGCGCUCCAUUGCAGAGGAGACGGUCGCCGACCUGGAGAAGGAGCGCACCGUGAAGGAGCUGGAGCACAAGGACCUGCUGGCCAAGCACCGCACAGAGCUGGCCAACAAGGAGCUGGCCUUCAAUGCCCUGAAGGAGAGAGAAGUAGACUACAAGAAGACUGUCGAGCAACUGAUGAAGGAUAAGGAAGAUCUAAACUACCAGCUGAAGAUAAUGCAAGAUGACCUGGACAAGUCGAGCAACAUCCUGGACGAGCUGGAGCGUCUGCGCAAGCAGCUGAAGCAGGAGCAGCUGCUGAAGAUGCAGGCGGUGAACAAGCUGGCCGAGAUCAUGAACCGCAAGGACAUGAACAUGGGCAACGCCGGCCGAGGCAAGAACAAGGUGUCGUCCGCCGAGCUGCGCAAGCGCGAGAAGGAGUGCCGCAAGCUGCAGCAGGAGCUCACCCAGGAACGGGAGAAGUACAGCCAGAAAGCGGCCCAGUGGCAGAAGGACCUCCAGGAGCUGCAGUCGCAGGCUCAGGAGGAGAACCUGGUGCGACUGCGGCUGCAGAUGGAGCUGGACUCGAAGGACUCUGAGAUCGAGCAGCUGCAGAUCAAGCUGGCGACGCUCAGCAGCGAGACUGCCUCCCUCAGCAGCGGGGGAGCAGACAACGAGGACGACGCUCUCGGUCAAGAAUCGAGGUUGGAAGGUUGGCUGUCUGUACCAAAUAAACAGAACAUUCGAAGGCACGGAUGGAAACGGCAAUACGUGGUCGUAUCUUCUAAGAAGAUAAUAUUUUACAACUCCGAGAGCGAUAAACAGAACACUGACCCUGUUCUUAUUUUGGACCUCAAUAAAGUUUUUCAUGUUCGAUCUGUUACACAAGGAGAUGUGAUCAGAGCUGAUGCCAAAGAUAUUCCUAGGAUAUUUCAGUUGCUGUACGCGGGGGAAGGGGAGGUGCGGCGGCCGGACGAGGGCGGUCUGCCCCAGCUGGAGAUGGUGGUGUCCCGGGACGACAAGCCCGGCACCGUCUCGCUGAAGGGGCACGAGUUCGUGCAGAUCUCCUACCACAUGCCCACCAACUGCGAGGUCUGCCCCAAGCCCCUGUGGCACAUGUUCAAGCCGCCGCCGGCGCUCGAGUGCAGGCGGUGCCACAUCAAGGUGCACCGGGAGCAUCUGGAGCGCAAGGAGGAGGCCAUAGCGCCCUGCAAGCUGCACUACGACCCCAACUCGGCCAAGGAACUGCUCCUGCUGGCGGCCAACAUGGACGACCAGAAGCUGUGGAUCCAGCGGCUCGGCAAGAAGAUACAGAAGUGUGGCUACAAGGCCAACAGCUGCCUCGACAGUGCCAAGGUGUCCCCCAGGGAGUCCAUGCGGUCGUCCCUGAAGCCGUACGGGACGCAGCAGCAGCGGUCGGCAACCCUGCCCGCGAAUGCGUCCGCGAUGGGCAAAUGACACAGCUUCUUCCAUCGCUGAGAUGGGCUGUAUGAACCUCGAGAGGGACGGAGGGGGCUCCGAGAACCAGCUCUGCGGGGGUCGGAGCCGGCCUGAGAGUGACGUCGUUAAGUCGCAGAUCUUCCCUUGUUUCAAAACUAAAAACCCAGCAAUUAACACCUUUAAACUAAUAUUUGGUAUAAAGUAUUUUACUCUUGUUUUUACCAUUUUUGUGCGUGUUUGCUGAAUACUGAGCUCAAACCUUUUUUUAGUGUUGUGAAAGAUUUCAUGUGGCUCUAGUGUAUCAUACCUACAGUCAUUAGAUUAGAAGGGAACCCUUACUCAGUUAAUUCAACAGUUUUUAGAUAUAUAUAUUUUUUUGUUGUAAAUAAAACUGUGUUAACUGUGUUGAAAUCGUACCUGCAGUUAAUUUUCAAGGUGCUGAAAUUUAGUUUUAGCAGAAGAGAUGAAACUCGCUAACUUUCGGAGGAACAAGUUUACUUUUGUAAAGAGGAACUUUGUAUUACAAUUUUUUAUAUUCCAAAAAAUUUGGGCGUGGAGGAAACCAAAAGUAACUAGUAGUUACGAUCAAGUUGAGAGUCAUGGUUUCGGUUUGUG